Monoraphidium neglectum is the source of this 336-nucleotide messenger RNA. Its product is annotated as sister chromatid cohesion protein DCC1. Lineage: Eukaryota; Viridiplantae; Chlorophyta; Chlorophyceae; Sphaeropleales; Selenastraceae. Gene Ontology annotation, cellular component: chromosome, centromeric region; nucleus; chromatin. The transcript has 3 exons. The record is from RefSeq and is a predicted model, not a curated record. Bases 1 to 336 code for a protein of 111 amino acids. Gene Ontology annotation, biological process: mitotic sister chromatid cohesion; maintenance of mitotic sister chromatid cohesion.
AUGGCGGCGUGGGGCGCGGCCGUGCCUGAGGAGUGGGCGCCGCCCGACGCGGGGCUGCUGGCGGGGGAGGCGCUGGAGGAGCUGCCAGAGGGGGCGCCACAGGGUUCAGAGCCCGUGUUGGUGCCGUUUGCGGAGCGCGACCUGCCCCUCGAGCCGGCUGCGCGCUUUGCGGUGCUCUUCCAACGGCGGCCGCGGUGGGAGAGGUCGGCCAUGGAGCCGUAUCUAGCAGCUCUGGCGUCGAGCGCCGGCGGCCAGACCGUCGAGGCGCUGCUGCUGCGCCACGCGCGCGCCAGCCAGCCGUCCCCUGAUGCGCCCCUCAUGUUCUCAGCGCGGUGA